Messenger RNA from Plasmodium fragile, 363 nucleotides. RefSeq lists its product as uncharacterized. Bases 1 to 363 code for a protein of 120 amino acids. NCBI's taxonomy places the organism in Eukaryota, Apicomplexa, Aconoidasida, Haemosporida, Plasmodiidae. The record is from RefSeq and is a predicted model, not a curated record. The transcript has a single exon.
AUGAAGCCAGAUGCCUGGAAACAGUGGGUUGCCCAACAACAUCGGCACAUGAGUAUGUAUAACGCGGAGGCGUGGUUUCAACAUUUGUUGAAUAGUGUAGAGGAGGCGGCAGUAUCGCCAAAAGGCGACGUACCUAUAGCGGAAAAACACUUAGAAGUGGAAACAGUAAUGGCCGCAGAACAUAUACUACGAGUGAGAGAUGUACCACGCUCGCAACCACUGCAUAAGCAACCUUACAUGAAAAAACCGUUAACCGCUCACACAUGGAUGCUCCUUCUCGCGUCCGUAAUCGAACAAUGUGAAAUCGAGAGUAGUAUGCAGGAUAGGGAGUUAUAUGUGGAUGCCCUAUUGCACAAGCUCUGA